UCCUCCAGAGCCCGGGGAGCGAGGCAGCAGCGGCCGCGGGUGCCCGGCCCGGCAGAGGGGGGCUCAUGCUCUGAGUGGCAGGGCGGGACCCUGACCAGCCGCCCCCAUGGGCUGCCGCUGCCCCCGGCUCCCUGCCGGGCCCCUGGUCCUCCUCCUCGCCUGGCUCCUGGAGCCCGCCGCGGUCUCUGCCGUCUCCGAAGCGGCGAUGGGCAUCGCCAGCCCCGACCCCGGCAGCUCAGGGACUCCGCAGCCGCCGAGCGGGACCCCCUUCGAGGAGACCCGGGUCCACAUCUUCACCCUGGACUAUCCGCACGUGCAGAUCCCCUUCGAGAUCACCCUCUGGAUCCUGCUGGCUUCCCUGGCCAAGAUCGGCUUUCAUCUCUAUCACAAGUUGCCCUCGGUCGUGCCUGAGAGCUGCCUCCUUAUUCUGGUUGGAUUACUGCUGGGUGGAAUUAUUUUUGGAGCCAAGGAAAAGUCCCCACCUGCAAUAAAGAGUGAUAUUUUUUUCUUGUAUCUCCUUCCACCGAUUGUACUCGAUGCCGGAUAUUUCAUGCCAACUCGCCUUUUCUUUGAGAACUUUGGUACUAUAUUCUGGUAUGCAGUAGUGGGAACACUCUGGAAUUCUAUUGGCAUUGGGCUUUCCCUCUUUGGAAUUUGCCAGAUUGAAAUAUUUGGCUUGACUGAUAUCACUUUGCUGCAGAGUCUGCUCUUUGGAAGCUUAAUUUCAGCUGUGGAUCCUGUGGCAGUGCUGGCUGUUUUUGAAAAUAUUCAUGUCAAUGAACAGCUUUACAUCCUAGUGUUUGGAGAGUCUCUGUUGAAUGAUGCCGUAACUGUGGUCCUGUACAAUUUGUUCAAGACUUUCUGCCAGAUGCACACAAUUGAGACCAUUGAUGUAUUUGCUGGAAUUGCUAAAUUCGUUGUAGUUGGGAUUGGUGGAGUGUUGAUUGGAAUCUUUUUGGGAUUUGUGGCAGCAUUUACAACCCGUUUCACCCAUAAAAUCCGAGUGAUUGAGCCACUUUUUGUCUUCCUCUACAGUUACUUGUCAUAUAUAACAGCUGAAAUGUUUCACUUCUCAGGCAUUAUGGCGAUAACAGCUUGUGCCAUGACCAUGAAUAAGUAUGUGGAGGAGAAUGUUUCCCAGAAGUCCUACACAACCAUAAAGUAUUUCAUGAAGAUGCUGAGCAGUGUCAGUGAGACCCUGAUCUUUAUUUUCAUGGGAGUGUCCACGGUUGGAAAAAACCAUGAAUGGAAUUGGGCCUUUGUUAGCUUCACCCUCCUCUUCUGUUUGAUCUGGCGUGCACUGGGUGUUUUUGUUUUGACUCAGAUCAUUAACGUGUUCCGGACAAUUCCUCUAACUUUUAAGGACCAGUUCAUUAUUGCCUAUGGAGGUCUCCGAGGAGCCAUCUGUUUUUCUCUUGUCUUUCUGCUUCCUGCUGCUGUGAUCCCCAGAAAGAAAUUGUUCAUUACUGCUACUAUUGUGGUGAUAUUCUUUACCGUUUUCAUUCAGGGAAUAACAAUUCGCCCACUGGUGGAGUUUCUUGAUGUUAAAAGAUCGAAUAAAAAGCAGCCAGCUGUCAGUGAAGAAAUUUACAGUCGGUUCUUUGAUCAUGUGAAGACGGGAAUUGAAGAUGUGUGCGGACACUGGGGUCACAACUUUUGGAAAGAUAAGUUUAAAAAAUUUGACAAUAAGUUCCUGCGGAGACUUCUAAUCCGGGAGAACCAGCCCAAAUCAAGCAUUGUUUCCCUGUAUAAGAAGCUGGAAAUCAAACACGCCAUUGAGAUGGCAGAAAGUGGGAUGAUAAGUACAGUCCCAUCCUCAGAUUCUCUCAAUGACUAUCUGUUGGAAGAUAAAGUAAGGCCGCUUUCCCCUGCUGAAAUGGAUAAUAUGCGAGAAAUAUUAACAAAGAAUCUCUAUCAAAUACGACAUCGAACAAUGUCAUAUAACAGACACAGCCUGGCUGCAGAUGCAAGUGAAAAACAGGCCAAAGAAAUUCUUAUCCGUCGCCGGCACAGCCUGAGGGAGAGUGUAAAGAAAACCUGCAGCCUGUCUAGGGACAAACCGGCUCUCUCCAAAGCAACACGGUUUCUGUCCCUGCCUAAAGACGCUAAACUGCCAGAGAAAUUACGAAUAAGGAAUAAAACAUCUUUUAGAGUAGGGGGUGCUGACAGCAGUGACUCUGAAUUGGAGCUUCCUACCACAGUGCUCAAUUUAAAACCCAGAGCACGAAAAAUUUUGCGAGACCAGAGCCAGCACCAGCCACUGCGGCAAUUUAGAAUGGAGUGGAGAAAUGAAGUUAAUGGAGACCAGGAUGGAAGGGUAGAUCGCAGAGAAACGGACAAUGAAGCUCAAGCAUCUGGAGGGUUCAGGCAACCACUGCUAUCGAGACCAAGAUUUGGAACAGUGAGUGAAGAAAAUUUGACUGAAGAUGUUAGAUCAACAAGACCAAUGCCACCACCGCGAAUAGUCAGGUGGGCAUCAGAAGCUGAAAGGCAUAAAAAUACAUCUCCAAAUCAGCCAUACUGA
Molecule: messenger RNA, 2524 nt
Organism: Caretta caretta (loggerhead turtle)
Lineage: Eukaryota; Metazoa; Chordata; Testudines; Cheloniidae
Gene: SLC9A2
Product: solute carrier family 9 member A2
Biological process (GO): sodium ion import across plasma membrane; regulation of intracellular pH; proton transmembrane transport
Cellular component (GO): plasma membrane
Molecular function (GO): sodium:proton antiporter activity; potassium:proton antiporter activity
Source: RefSeq, a predicted model, not a curated record